This is a messenger RNA of Dunckerocampus dactyliophorus (ringed pipefish), 7757 nucleotides long. It is a transcript of the gene mims1a, whose product is annotated as family with sequence similarity 210 member Aa. The transcript has 4 exons. Gene Ontology annotation, cellular component: mitochondrion. NCBI's taxonomy places the organism in Eukaryota, Metazoa, Chordata, Actinopteri, Syngnathiformes, Syngnathidae. The coding region runs from base 160 to 1002 and encodes 280 amino acids. The record is from RefSeq and is a predicted model, not a curated record.
CACCGCGGUAGGGUAAGUGCAACACAAAUGUGCUGCUUGACCGACAUCGUGCUUAGGCAGGUCGACAUGGCACGCAGGCCUCAAUAUUAGUCAGUUUCACGCCCUUCGACACACAACUGCAACCUGUUGCUGAAGGUGACAAGGGGGAAAAAGAAGAACAUGACAUUAAUGCAGUGCAUCCUCACCCGUGGCACCCUGCAAAGGGCGUCGGUGGUGCGCCGGUUGUUGGUGGGUGUCGCUGUCCAGGACCCGCCGCAGCCAUUUUGCAGUUGCGCUCUCCUACGCCUAGCCCCUCCGCCUCACACGGGCUGGCACCGGUUUUCCACAUCAUCGUUCAGCAUGGCAGCGCAUCAGCCCAAACACCAGCCUUCAGGGGAGGAAACGCACUCCAGCUCUUCACCUCAAACGCCGCCGGAUCAACGAGAGACAGCGGAGGAGGUGGACCCGUUGCAGGACAAGUCCAUCGGCCUCGUUCAGAGAUUUAAGAAGACCUUCAAACAGUAUGGGAAGGUGAUGAUCCCUGUGCACCUCCUCACGUCCUCAGUCUGGUUUGGAACCUUCUACUAUGCUGCUAUGAAAGGUGUAAAUGUGGUGCCGUUCCUGGAGAUGAUUGGUGUACCAGAAUCACUUGUUGGGCUUUUGAAAGACUCAUCCAGCGGUUACGCUCUGACUGCUUACGCCAUGUACAAGAUUGCCACGCCUGCCAGAUAUACAGUUACUUUGGGCGGCACGUCUCUGUCCGUCCAGUACCUUCGGAAGCACGGAUACCUAUCCACCCCGCCGCCGGUCAAAGACUACAUCCAGGACAAGAUGGAGGAGACCAAGGAGAAACUGUCAGAAAAAAUGGAGGAGACAAAGGAAAGGUUUUCAGAGAAAAUGGAGGAAACCAAAGGGCGCUUCUCUGAGAAAAUGGAAGAGACCAAGGACAAGCUGUCUGAGAAGCUACAGGAAACCAAAGACAGGGUAUCGGAGGGAAAAGCAUUUUUUAGGAAGGAAAAAUGAAGAAAUGAGAAAUGAUUGCAGGUGACGCCUCAAUAAAUGAGCCAGUGAAGGUGUGAAAAGAUGAGUGAUUUGGGAGCACCUCUGAGACAGGUAAGACUUGGUCCUGAAGUGUCACCACCAUCUGGCUCUUGUGCGUAUUGUUAAGUUCAUGUGCUAAUUGUCCACACACGGUUGUGCCACGCAGCAGCUGCCCCUCCUCAGCUGAAACCAACAAUGUAUAAAGUUAGGUGAAGCCACUCACUGUCCCUACAUGGCAUUAGCAGGCUUGUUUGUGCCCCCGCCCUCCCAAAGCUGUAAACCUUGGGGAAACACUGCAUGGCGGGAAACAUGACACAUUGAGCGGGUGGCUCAAAGCAAAUACAACUUGAAGCUAAUGGUUACACAACAGCAUGUACUCACACAACCCCCAAGCCUUCUAAAGGCUGGCUACCACCUGGCGUCCUUUUGCAACGUAGAAAUAAAAAAAAUCACUUUCUCUAAUGUAUUUUAAUCUGCUAGCCAAAGCUAAUUCAUGGCAGCGAAGCUACAGCCUCAUGUAUUUAAUAGAACGAGAUCAUCUAAUGAUCCUCGUCAUUGUCAAGCAGCACUCAUUCGUGUUAGGAAUGGGCGAUAUCAACGGUAUGCGAUGAGCAAUUUGGCCGACGACGGGGCUUUUAAUUCUGUCAGCCUGUUGCGAUAAUGCAGUUUAAUGACGGACUGGCCGCAACAAGCUGCGGAGCUGAAGCAUGUCCUUCGUGGUGCUGAGCUGCUCCUGACUUACCAAUCCUCGUCUCAAUGGCGGCAAACGGGUAUCAUUGUCUCUGUGAAACUGGAAGACGAGGGAUAGCUGAGUGGUAAAAUAAGACACUAACACGAGGAACGGGCUGUGAACAGGAAAUGAGCAAGUAAAUGAACAAGCGUCUAGAAAGGAAAUAGUAGAGCAUCUACUCUAACUGUAAACCAGAAACAACCUGCACGCUUUUUAGGAUGCUUCUAUUAUCCUUUCAGUGCCAAAGAAUAUAUCGUGAUGCACACGCUUCAUCAAAAUGUUAAGACCAGUUGAACACCUGCAGGAAUGUACAUUAAGGAGGUUCCAAGUAGAGCUUUAAAAUGCAAAAAGAAGAAACGGAACUGAGGCAAAAAAAUGUUUUGAGUUAGUAAUUUAUUGCAAACAAGCAUUAAAGUGAAAUAGAAUAGCAUUAGGUGAUCAAAGGUUUCAGUCCAUAACUCAAAAAAACUCCAACCCCCCCCAAAAUGGAAAUAAAAUGUAUAAAAAGGAGUGAGUGAUGAGGAGCUGUGCCAUUCUUGGUAAUGAGGUAAAAAAUGGGGUUGGCAUGCUUGAUGCCAGUGUUUCCAGGAGGCUCGUGGCAAUGUUGCUCCAGGUGGUGAACAUGGCUUCACUGUCUGGAACUCAUGUCCAUUUUUUAAAAUCCAUCCUCAAAUGUUCUCCAUUGGAUUUAGAGGACGGGAACACUGAGGAUGGUCCAAAAGAGUGAGCUUAUUCCUCUUUGUGACGUGCAGCGUUGUCCUGUUGAAAAAGCAUUAGAUGAUUACCACACAGACGAGGGCCUUCAGUCGUGAGGGAUGCCCCCUGCAACAUCGGCACAUAGCUGGCUGCCCUUUGACGCCCCUGCACAACCUGACGCGCCAUUGUUCCAUUGAAGGAUCAUGAUGGCGCCCCCUCCACUGUGCCGUGUGGAAAACAUCUCAGGCGGGAUCUUCUUGUCAUGUCAGUAACGUUGGAAGCCAUCAGGAAAACUUUCUUCCACCUUUCAAUGUCCCAUGUUUGGUGCUCUCCUGCUAAUUCCAAACGGGAAAUUGUGUGGCCUUGAAGGAGACGAGGUCUGAGAAGACCUUUUUUUCUUUUUAAAAGUCUGAUGGUUAUCGGACUGCACUCGGCACCAGUAACAACCUUCAUUUGGGCCGAGGAUGGUCCCGUGUCUUGACGGACAGCCAAUGGGAUCAUCCGGCUCAUUUCUUUUGGGUCUACCACUUGACUUUUUUGCUCCAUGAGCCUCAGGAUGUUUUUCAGAAGUUUGAAAUGAUGAAAUGUCUUACUGAGUCCAACCUCAGCAGCAAUGGCGCGCUGCGAGAGGCCUUGCUUAUGCAGCUCAACAAUCCCACCGCCCUCAAAGAGAGAAAGCUGUUUUGCCUUUGCCAUCAAGAGAUCAUGACCGUGUGAGUACCGGACACUAAAUCACAUUCAAUCCACACUUUUUGCAAAGAUUUUGCCUUUUUAAAAGCUGUGCUCUUAAACUUUUGAUCUUGAAUUGAAUCAAUGAAUUGCUUACUCCUAAACAUUCAUUUCGUCUCACUCCCAGUUCUUCUUUUUGCGUUUUGAAGCGCUACUUGGAACCUCCUGUACAUGUAAAUCGCAGUAUGGAUUGUAGGCCGUAUCGCCCAUCCCUAAUUCACAUGAUUGUGAGUGAGUUGAUGGAAAAACGCAUCAACAAGCAUCGUGAAAGAGAUGCAAAAAUCCUGUUGAAGUCAAGCUGCAGAUGAAUAAACAGACAAGCCCAUCAACAGUGUGUGUGUGUGUGCGUGCGUGCGUGCGUGCGUGCGUGCGUGCGUGCGUGCGUGCGUGCGUGCGUGCGUGCGUGCGUGCGUGCGUGCGUGCGUGCGUGCGUGCGUGCGUGCGUUAUGUUCCUUUCCAAAGGACAAUACUUGCUUUGUGUGUGUGUGUGUGUGUUUUCUCCAAAAGUUUAGUACUUUGUGAAGGAAGACUUUGGCAUGAUUUCAGAGGAGAGGAAGUGUGCUGCACAUUGCUUCUACCUGGAGCCACCGAAGCGUAUGAAGGAAACUCAUUUAGGCCGCUCGUAUGCGCGCCCUUGCUCUUUUGGUCACUCCUCAAAGCUCAUGACCAUACGUGAGGGUAGGUACCACGUUACUGCGGACCCCACACCAAUUUGCCGGGGUGAUCUCACGCUCCAGCCUUCCCUCAUCCGUGGACUGGAUCCUGAGGUAGUCGAACUCCUCCCCCUGUUGCACGACCCCAGUCCCGAUGCGACGGUGCAGUCCACCCUUUUUCCAGCUGAGAGCCAUGACCUCAGAUUUUGGAGGUGCCAAGUCUCAUCCCAGAAGCUUCAAAAAUGACAAACAUUUUCGCCUUGUUUUAGUCAGUUCCGUUUUAGUGAAAGAAAUCAAAUAAAAAAAGGACGUGCGAGUAUUGGAAAGUGGAGAAGGACACAAUGACUCUGUAUACAAAGUACACCUGUAAAGGUCUACAGGUGAAUACAAACUCCAAUGUAGGUACAGCGUAGCUCAUAAAAACAACAUACACACGUGUGUGUCUUAAAAUGCACCAGACGCGUUGGGGAAUUUGCAAACGAUCGGUAUCACCGAUACCAGCCUGAAUUUUACUGGUGUCAAUCGCGUACCCCACUGACUCGUACGAACUGGAGUCGGCAAAAGGAAGGCCGUUUCCCAUCAUGACUGAGCAUUACAGCGCUGCCGGUACCAGGAUGUUGCUGUCAAAAUGGUCAUCGUAGGGGGGGGUCAUCGUAGGGGUCAUCCGUAGAAGCGGAAGAAGAUGGUCAAUGUUGUAAUUGGCGUUUCCGGUAAGUUGGAACAGUGCUACACCCUCGGGAACUAAGUACACCGUGUACGCAGUAUAUUUACUGACGCGUACUGACGGACGUACAGCGCUUCAGUAUAACCGAACAGAAACGGUGAGAUUUAAAAACCGAUUCCAAGUGAGUUCUUCACAACCGCGCAGGAACGAAACAAAGACUGAGUUUCCCAAGAACAAGGAGAGCCAACAGAACUAAAGUAAAAGUACACAAACUGCCAUUUAUUUGGUGCUCUGAAGAGGAAAUAAUGCACUGCUGUGUUGUCUUUAAAGGACGUCAACACUCAAAUAUGAAGCCAGUCUUUUACAGCAGGGGGUAGAAAAUAAUACAGGAGGGAAGGAAACGCGUACGAUGGGUUAGCUUUCAUUUUCACACACACACGAGAAGAGAAUGAGCCCUUUUUCCGUGGGGAGACGGGGCAUUCUGCGUAGACCGGGGUGUCCAGAGUCCGGCCCGGGGGCCAUUUCUGACCUGGCGCUUAUUUAGAAAUACAAACAAAAAAAAAACAUAAAAAUGGCCAAAAUCAGAACACUUCCAAGGAUGAUUAGCGCCACACGGAAAAGGAAACUACAGUAAUCCCUCGUCGCUUGGCGCUGAGCACGGUCAAAAAUAUGCAUAUUCAAGCAAAUUUUACAUGUUUUUGGCCUAAUGAAGCAUUUGCAAGCAUAAAAAUGACAGUUGAAUGACAGUAAAAUCCCCUUAUAAAGGGCGCAUUCAAAGACUGUGAUAUGUAGUGUCCUACACAGGUCACUAGGUGUCGAUGAGACAGUAGCCACCACAGGAAGUACUGUACAGAAACAGGAAGUAAAUAAACAAACUCUCAAUGCUAACCUGUGUGUGUCUGUUAUGUCUUAUUUUCUCUUGUGUCUCCUAUGUUGGCUAAUAGGAGUGUAAAGGUGACUAUAGGGGUGUUAUUUCAUGUCUAGAGGGCUCUAAUCAUGUUCAAAACUGUUCAGCAGGUCAUGAACAGGUUUUCUAUGCUGUAACUACAAAAAUAUUUGGUUUAUAAAUAAGGAAUCCUACUUUGCAUUCUGGAACCUACCAACCGCCAUAAAGGAGGGAUUACUGUAUCGAAAAGUUAGAAGAAUGUUAUUCGCCUGGAUUUGGAUAUUCAAGGAUCAUUAAAAAAAAAAUCGAUUAUAUACAGUAUAUGUAUAUAUAUUUUUUAAUAUUUGCCAAAAAUGAGUUCAAUUUUUAGAUGUAGAAUCAAAAACUUUGAAUAAACGUGAAUAAAAAUCAUUUGCCCACAAGAAAAUGUGUUGAGUUAUAAAAUAUGUAUUUUGCAAAUCUACAAAUGAGUCACGAAAAAUGUAAGUGUUGCGCGUUUACAGACGGACAAUGGAUGGCACUCUGGACACCCCCGUCUUGGGGAAUGUGGUGAGGCUAGCUUGUGAGCGUGUGCGUGUGCGUGUCAUAAAUGCAUUCUUUAAAGAUCAUUUUUGCGGUGUUAUUAAAAGCAAAGAAUAUUAGAAAAGGAAAAGUGUGGAAUCGGCCUUUCAUCCUUGUCACUACACGGUUGUGCAGGGUGUCCCAAAACAAGUCUGGACACGUAGGGGGAAAAUGCAUGUAUUAUCCAGUUAGCAAAAAUGUAAAAAGCUGAAUUUGAUAUGAAAAAUAAAUACAUGGUACUUUUUACAUUUUAAUUGUUUAUUUAUUAUAUUAUUUCAAAAUUAGAGAUGCACCACAUCUUUUUUACAAACCCAUACAGACUAACUUUCUGCUUCUCAAGACCGAUAUGGUACCGAUAACUUUCUUAGAUCUACUUUAUUGAGAUGUAAGUGUAGUUUGUCCACGCCUGGAGGCAAGAAGGACUGCAGCAAAUUAGGAUUUGUUGAUUUGUCCUAAUGAAAUAUGACAUUACCACUACCACAUCACCACUAUCAGGAGAACCAGAAUAUAGAGGGGGAGGAGCCACCUGCUGUGGCCCAGCAAGGUAGACUGUAUUCGGGCACACACUCCGAGUAGCCGGUGUGACACGACGGAGGUUUCCGGCAAACCUUUUGCACUUUUCAAACAUCAUGGCGCUGGCGUUUCAGGUGGCCGAUGAGGUUUUUUGUGGGUUUUUUCCCCCUCAUCACAGAGCAUUUGGUACACAACUAGCACAUGAAAUAUCUUCAUGGGAAAGUGAACGUUUGUUUACAAGUGAGCUCAGGGGAAGUUAUAACAGGCUGUUAAUGUCACCGGCAGGAGGAAAAAGGAGCGCUUUAUUUGUGCACCCGCACCAUAUCUCGCCUCUGGAGCGUUUUUUUUUUUUUUAAUUACCUGUUAUAGGAGCUAUUUUUAAUGUUGUAGGAUUUAUCGGUAUGACGUCAUAAAUCCUGAUAAUUAGGCCUGUCACGAUACAUUUUGCCGGUUGAUAAUUGUGCUACUAAUUAUCAAUAAUUGAUGUCUUUAUUUUUUGACACCAUUAUUUUCAUGGUGUAAUUCACAUUUGAACCACUAGAUGGUACUCAAGUAUAGUGUACUUGCACGUGUGUGAGACAUGAGCUUUGACACAGAAGUUGCCUGUACCGUAUGUACAGUAUGUUUUCGCAAUGUAGCCAGGGACACUGUGAGCGCGCACCAUUUUCACUGUUUUGUUUAUAUUUGCCGACUAAACGCCUCAGUUAAAACCCAUAUGUUCCCACACUGUCGCUGUUGAAACCAUCGCCUCAGCGCCUGCAUUCAUGUUAGCGUAUGCUGCUUCACGAGGCUAACUGCUAGCACUCUGUAGCCACUCACUAGUAGCCCCGCCUCCGCAAAGAACCUGAAUGAGAUGAGGGUUCACUCUGUCCGUUCAUUGCAAUAUACAACCAAUGCGCACAGACACAAGCAGAGUGAACCCUCUUGUCGCCCAACAUGUGUGCCACAGACAGAAGAGCAGAUGAAACACACGCACACUUGCACGUCAAUUUAUCCACGGCUCAUAAUUAUACAGCUGUUUUUCUUAUUGUUUGAUUUAUCACUUUAUCAAAUUAUCGUGACAGGCUUACUGAUAAUUACCUUGAACCCCUGUCGUAAAUGUUUCAUUUGAAUUAUUAAAACAUAUAUGUUUACUAAUUCAUUGUGAAUGAAAUUGAACGUUUGUAUAUAUGUAUAUUUUAUGUCCGGACUUUAGAGACACCCUGUAUGGAGCAAAAUAUUAACUAAGCAAAUUCUAAGCAUACCGUCUUUAAAAUAAAAACAAAAACAAACCACACACACAUUUGACUGUUUGGCCUUUUAAAA